Messenger RNA from Drosophila grimshawi, 477 nucleotides. RefSeq lists its product as uncharacterized. The record is from RefSeq and is a predicted model, not a curated record. NCBI's taxonomy places the organism in Eukaryota, Metazoa, Arthropoda, Insecta, Diptera, Drosophilidae. Bases 31 to 381 code for a protein of 116 amino acids. The transcript has 2 exons.
AGUCAAACAAGGAGUCUCCAAGCAAUCACAAUGAAAUUCCAAUACAGCUGCGUUCUGCUUCUGGCCCUGUUCGCCGCCAGCCAGGCCUACAGCGCCUCCUGGGGCAAGAGGAACAGCAACGAUUAUCUGCUGUCCCGCCAAACGGAGGUGCGUUACCCAAUCAAGAACAACUACUGGAACGUCAACGUGGACUUCCCCCGUUCCGGCACCACCAACAUGUACAGCAUAACCUUUGUCAAUGUGAUCGAUAACUUCCGCAACAGCUCCGGUGCCACGCCCAGUCUGUGGUCCGGCGGUCCCGGCUAUCGCUUUGUCCAAAUCAAUCUGCGCAGCCUGGUUGGCAAAGGCCUCAAUUCCACCGUCGAGAUCUGGGGUCGUUGAGCUAUCGCUUACCCCAAUACUUACCAAUAUCCAACGAUAUGGAACUCGCAUACAAACAAUAGGUAGAAAAAUAAAAUAAAAAAUUAAAAACAACAA